Molecule: messenger RNA, 12326 nt
Organism: Oncorhynchus masou masou (cherry salmon)
Lineage: Eukaryota; Metazoa; Chordata; Actinopteri; Salmoniformes; Salmonidae
Gene: vcpip1
Product: valosin containing protein (p97)/p47 complex interacting protein 1
Exons: 3
Coding region: 175-3738 (1187 amino acids)
Biological process (GO): protein ubiquitination; protein K11-linked deubiquitination; endoplasmic reticulum membrane fusion
Molecular function (GO): cysteine-type deubiquitinase activity
Source: RefSeq, a predicted model, not a curated record
GUUCAUGGAGAGAAAAAACAAUCGCUUCCGUGUUGUUAUCGGUUGUUAUCGGUUGUUAUUCUGGCAAAUACUAGCUUAGUACUUGAGUCAAAGCGGGAUUGCUAGGCAGUUAUUUGGUGGUUAAACCAUUAUGGUCUUGUAGGAUCAAUACAUAGUAUAGUUUUAUUCGCCAGAAUGUCGUUGCUACAGGGCUCCAAGAAAAAGGACAAGCGUAUUUUGUCCGGUACCUGCCCAGACCCGAAAUGCCAGGCGAGGCUAUUCUUCCCUGCUUACGGUUCGAUUAGCAUUGAAUGCACAGAGUGUGGCCAACGCCACGAACAGAAUAAUCUUUUAAAUGUGGAAGAAGUAACUGAUCCAGACGUUGUGCUUCACAAUUUGUUAAGAAAUGCCUUACUGGGUGUCACUGGUGCACCGAAAAAGGGAACAGAGCUGGUGAAAGUGAUGGGGCUUUCCAACUACCAUUGCAAACUCCUUUCUCCUAUUCUCACAAGGUAUGGAAUGGAUAAGCAGACGGGAAAAGCGAAACUGCUGCGGGAAAUGAAUCAAGGAGAAAUGUUCGACUGUUCACUUCUAGGAGACAGGGCGUUUCUAAUUGAACAGGAGCAUGUAUCUACGGUUGGCUAUGGCAAGGACAGAUCCGGGAGCCUGAUAUACCUUCACGACACUUUGGAGGAGAUGAAGAAAGCAAACGGCAACAAAGAAUGCCUCAUUCCUGUUCAUGUGGAUGGAGAUGGACAUUGUCUUGUUCAUGCUGUGUCCAGGGCCCUGGUAGGCAGAGAACUGUUCUGGCAUGCCUUGAGAGAGAAUUUGAAACAACAUUUCAAACAAAACUUGGAUCGCUACAAGGCACUCUUUCAGGAUUUUAUUGAUGCAGCCGAAUGGGAGGACAUCAUCAACGAAUGUGACCCCCUGUUUAUCCCACCGGAGGGUGUGCCACUGGGACUUCGGAACAUUCACAUAUUCGGCUUGGCCAAUGUGCUGCACCGCCCCAUAAUCUUGUUAGAUUCACUGAGUGGAAUGAGGAGCUCUGGGGAUUACUCUGCAAGUUUUCUCCCUGGGCUUGUGCCGGAAGAGCAGUGCAAAGGAAAAGACGGGAAGUUUAACAAGCCUAUAUGCAUCGCCUGGAGUAGCUCAGGGCGUAACCACUACAUCCCCCUCGUCGGGAUAAAGAACACUCUUCUCCCCAAGCUGCCACCGAGGCUUCUCCCCAAGGCAUGGGGAGUGCCACAGGAGCUCAUCAAGAAGUAUAUAAAGCUGGAACAAGAUGGGAGCUGUGUCAUCGGGGGAGACAGGAGCUUACAAGACAAGUAUGUGAUGAGACUGGUCAAUGCCAUGGAGGAGAUCUUCAUGGAGAAGCAUGGAAUCCACCCCUCCCUGGUGGCAGACGUGCAUCAGUACGUUUACAGACGGACCGGUGUGAUCGGCGUCCAACCCGAAGAGGUGACGGAGGCUGCCAGGAAAUCAGUCAUGGAAAACCGGCUACAUCGCUGUCUGAUCUGCAAUGCACUCUCUGAGCUCCAUGUUCUACCUGAGUGGCUGGCUCCAGGUGGUAAGCUUUACAACCUGGCUAAAUCCACCCACGGGAAGCUCAGACCUGACAAGAACUACAGCUUCCCGCUGAACAAGGUUGUCUGCUGUUACGACCCUGAGAGGGACAUCCUCAUUCCUGACUACAAGCUGAGCUCUUUGAACACAUGCAACUGGUGCCACGGCACCUCCGUGCGCCACAUCCAUGGCAACGGCUCUGUGGUGUAUCUGGAUGGAGACAGAACCAACACCCGUUCCCAGGGGGGCAAAUGUGGCUGCGGCUUUAAGCACUACUGGGAGGGAAAGGAAUACGACAAUCUGCCAGAGGCUUUCCCCAUCACUCUGGAGUGGGGUGGGCGGGUCGUGCGGGAGACUGUGUACUGGUUCCAGUAUGAGGUUCAUGUGGACCUGAACAGCAACGUGUAUGAUGUCGCCAUGAAACUGGUCACCAAGCAUUUCCCUGGGGAGUUUGGCAGUGAGCUCCUAGUGCAGAAAGUGGUGAACACCAUUUUACAUCACACUGCCAAGAAGAACCCAGACGAGUAUAACCCAGUCUCCAUUGACGGGGCGCAUGCUCAGAGACUCACAGACGUGGUGGAAACUCAGCAGGCUGUUGACACACAGCCACCGACUAAGAUCAUACUAACUGGGCAGAAAUCAAAGACCAUUCACAAAGAGGAGCUUACAGUGAGUAAGGCAGAGCGGAGCCUUCAGCAGAGCAUCAGCGAGCAGGCCCUAGUGACCCAGAAGAGGAGGACGGAUCGACUGAAGCAGGAGCAGAAGGGACAGGGCAGGCCACCCUCCCCAAGUGCUGCUCAGGAACAUUCCUCCUCCUCCCCAGCCACACCCACCAAAUCCUCCUCCUCCCCCACUUCCAGCAAGGAGAAGAAGAUCCGUGUCACCACUAGCGAUGGGCGGCAGGCCAUGCUCACUCUACAAGCUCAGACCACCUUCUCUGAGCUCCAGAGGAGCAUUGCUAAUGAGUUCACCAUGCCUCCAGCUCAGCAAUGUAUCCGACAUGGAUUCCCACCCAAAGAACUUUUCCCUCCCAAGGAUGGAGCAGAGAAUGAACCGGUGGCUCUCCAACACGGCGACAGGGUGACUGUGGAGAUCCUGAGAGGUCCAGAGGACCGCAAGGCAUCCGCCCCAAGUGCUUCCAGUUCCUAUUCAACCCUGCAUUCCCUCCUCUCUGUGAAGAGUGAUGAUCCAGUGACUUCCAGCAGAAUGAAUACUAGCAGAGAGCUGCAGGACAACAUUGACCUUGAGAUGUCCUCCCUCUGUCUCCUAGCAACCUUAAUGGGAGAAGAUGUCUGGUCAUAUGCCAAAAAACUGCCUCACUUAUUCCACCAAGGUGGAGUUUUCUACAACAUUGUGAAGAAAGAUAUGGGCCUGAUGGAUGGCAAGCACUGCACCCUCCCACACCUGACUGGAAAGACGUUUGUUUACAACGCAGCAGAGGAGCGUCUGGAGCUGUGUGUGGAUGCAGCGGGACACUUUCCCGUGGGCCCUGACGUGGAGGACCUCGUCAAGGAGGCCCUGGUGCAGCUCCGCUCUGAAGCUGCCUCCAGGAGUCGCGAGGGAAGCCCCUCUCACAGCCUGCUGAGGCUCGGGAGUGGAGGUGUGGUGCGCAAGAAGGAGCAGCUCCAAAGUGUCAACGCCUUCCAGGGUAAGGGCCACUCCCUGGGCAGCGCCCCAGGCGGCUCUCCCCCUGAACACAAGCCCAUCACCAGGCAGCACAGCAGCGGGGUGGACCUGAGCGCCAGCGCCUCCAAGGGACCUGACCUGUCUGACAUCUCAGAGGAGGCGACCAAGGAGUUGGUGCGCAUGGCUCCCGGUUUUGUCACCAUGAAAGACAGCCGACACCUGGACCCUAGUAUGAUCGAAGAACAGAGGAAAAAACUACAGGAGAUGGUCUCAUCCAUCCAGGCCUCCAUGGACAGGCACCUGAGGGAGCAGAGCAAUGCAGGGGCAGGCAUUGGGGGCCCUGCAGAGAGGACAAGUGGGGCUAAGAUGAGUGCUUCCCAAUCUGCCCCAGGGGCAGCCGUAAAGGAGGCCUCUUCUAUGGACGUAUCUACUGCUGGUGCUCAUGGCACAUCAGUGGAGGCAGGGAACAAGCCUGAUGGAAAGGAUGCAGGGUCAGAGGAGCUGGAGGAAAUGGAUAGCCAGGAUGCAGAGCAUACCAACGCCCUGGAGCCAAUGGAUCAUUCCUGAUGGGAAAAGGGCCUGGUCCUAUACAUUUCUCAGUCAUGAUCAUUCACCCCUCUAUCUGGUUGGCAUUAGUGUGGGAAUGCUUCAGGUUGUAUCUAAGCUUUGGUAUUCAUUGUGUUUUGUUGUCUUUUACUGCAUGAUUGACAAAGAGGUUGACUGUUUCUGCCUCUGGUGACAGUCUAAUGCUAUUAUACAGAAACAUGCACCGAGACCCAAGGAGCAACGCUGCUUCCUGUGUGUGAAAUACAUCCAUGUACAUGUCCUCCAAGUCUUAAAGGUCCAAUGCAGCUGUUUUUAUCUGAAUAUCAAAUCAUUUCUAGUUAACGAUUUCUAGUUAACAAUACCUUACUAACCAUGUUUCCAUUCACAGUUUUUAUGUGAGUAAAGUCAUACUGCAUAAAAAAAAUAAUAAUAAUCACAAUCGUUGUGGUGGAAAUAGGAGGUUUCCGGUACAAUUUUGUAAAUGCCACAGAUAAUUUGUUCUUUCGACAUGGUGGGAUCUUUUUGUGUCGGUAAAAUUAAUUAUGCCAGAAAUGGCGGUGGAAACGCCUUUAUUCGUAAAUUAUUGAUAUAAUAACCGUCAUAUCAAAGUAAAUUUGGAGUCAUGCGAUGACAUGGUGUGUGGUCCUCGACUCCUCCCGCUACAACUCGGGAAAUGAUGCAGUUUAUCAGGCUACGGAUGAAAUAAGUUACGAUGAACUUCACAGGGUGGUGAAAGUGCACAGUGAUGAGCUUGAUCUUCCUUUCCAAUAAAUGUAGAGGGUCUUAUUCUGGUGACAUGAUGAUCGAUGCUUGACUGCCGUUUGACAAAUAAAAAGAUUCUCUCUCUUAUUCAUAACAAGCACAUCAUGUAGACUAACCGACACGCAGAGACUACCUGCACUGCAUCUGAGAGCUGUUAGCGCGCUCGCACAUACCAAGACCAGAGUAGGCACGUUUGCUAUUUAAAGCAACAGUUAGUUUUGUCACAAUCUGUAGAGUUGAAAAUGCGAUGGAAACACAUUGAACGUUUUGAUUUUUAUUCGGUACAUGAAAACAUAAGCAACAAAGUACAUGUUGUGUGCACUACAUCACUCACUGACCUUUAUCCGCAACAAGUCAUGCAAACCUAGCUACUGUGAUUGUUUUCAAUUAAAAUGGUCAACAAAAAACAAAAAUCGCUUCUUAGGAAUUUCUCAAGCAAUAUUUUUGUAAGGACUGUUGGAAGGGGAAAACGGAAAACUAUCUGUUAUUGGCAGAGAGAUAUGAAACUCUUUCUUAUUAGUCUAUUAACUAAUUUACCACCUGGUGAUUUUACCAGGCAGGCCAAAACACCAUCCCACCAAAUCACUCUGAAAUUUUAGGUGGUCUUUUCAAACAGCUCAUACACUAAAGGGGCAUUAUCAUUUUCACAAUUUCACAAGAUUAUUCCAACCUCAUAGUGUGGGAUUGUAUAUAAAGCAGAGGAAAAUGUUGGACUGCACUGGGCCAUUAAGACAAGAGGGUGUUGAAGAGCUUGAGUUAAGAUCCUAUCCCACACCAGCAUUGUAAUGACCGCAAACAUCCGCUUCAGCAAAGUGCACACUGUAAAGGCACUAGCCCUCAAACAUGAUAACCUACCAUCACAUUUAUUGCUUUACCAACAUACUUGCUUUACCAACACAUUGCUUUAAAACAACAGUGAAAUAUUCCAAAUUAAGUUUCUUUUCUUGAACGUUGCUCCCUAUAUGAAGGUUUUCUGUCUUAAUUCUUGAAGGAAGGAGUUGCGUGCCCUUAUGAUAAGUAACAAAAAUCAACAUUUGUUGUUGAAAAACCUUGUGAAAAAGCUUUUUUAGUUUGGAUUUGUUUUUGGAAAAUUGUAUAAGAAUUUAAAGAUUGUUUAAAAUGUAAUUUAGAUUAAUGCCAUUUCAAGUGAAGCACUGUUCUGAAAAUAACUCAGUUUAUUGGUGGAAAUUGGUGAAUUAAUUUUUGCUGGUUUGUAGAGAUCGCGGAUAAUGCCUGUUGAUUCUUUUGGGUUCAAGGUUCAUGCUACUUACUGGUUUGAAGUUAUUUAUGCUACUUUUCAUAUUUCUCAUGAAACCCAAAUGAGUGGCCCAAGUUAAGUGUGCUGUACAAGUGCUGAACUACUUGAUGUGGAACUGUAUUCUAUUGGAAGGCCCAGCAUAACGUAGUACACACACCUGGGAGUACUGUAUAUUCCACUAUUCAUAUGCAAUUUCCUCAAUCACUUUUUGGACUUUAGUGAAUGAUUGAAUGCAGUGCAGGAUAUUUUUUCGAAAUACAUCUCUAAAGUAAGACUUGAUUUGUGAAUUUCUUUACCAUAACAGUGCCUUCGGAAAGUAUUCAGACCCCCCUUGACUUUUUCCACAUUUUGUUAAGUUACAACCUUAUUUUACAAUUGAUUCAUUUUUUUCUCUCCUCAAUCUACACACAAUACCUAUAAUGACAAAGAAAAAACUGGCUUUUAAAAAUUUUAUGAAGAUAAAAAAAACAGAAAUAUCACAUUUACAUAAGUAUUCAGACCUUUUACUCAGUACUUUGUUGAAUCACCUUUGGUAGCGAUUACAGCCUCGAGUCUUCAUGAGUAUGACGCUACAAGCUUGCCACAUCUGUAUUUGGGGAGUUUCUCCCAUUCUUCUCUGCAGAUCCUCUCAAGCUCUAUCAGGUUUGAUGGGGAGCGUUGCUGCACAGCUAUUUUCAGGUCUCUCCAGAGAUGUUCGAUCGGGUUCAAGUCCGGGCUCUGGCUGAGCCACUCAAGGACUUUCAGAGACUUGUCCUGAAGCCUCUCCUGUAUUGUCUUCACUGUGUGUUAGGGUUGUUGUCUUGUUGGAAGGUGAACCUACGCCCCAGUCUGAGGUCCUGAGCGCUCUGGAGCAGGUUUUCAUCAAGGAUCUCUCUCUACUUUGCUCCGGUCAUCUUUGCCUCGAUCUUGACUAGUCUCCCAGUCCCUGCCACUGAAAAACAUCCACACAGCAAGAUGCUGCCACCACCAUGCUUCACCGUAGGGAUGGUGCCACGUUUCCUCCAGCCGUGAUGCUUUGCAUUCAGGUCAAAGAGUUCAAUCUUGGUUUCACCAGACCAGAGAAUCUUGUUUCUCAUGGUCUGAGAGUCUUGCGGUGCCUUUUGCCAAACUCCAAGUGGGCUGUCGUGCCUUUUACUGAAGAGUGGCUUCUGUCUAGCCACUACCAUAAAGGCCUAGUUGGUGCAGUGCUGCAGAGAUGGUUGUCCUUCUGGAAGGUUCUCCCAUCUCCACAGAGGAACUCUAAACCAUCGGGUUCUUGGUCACCUGUCUGACGAAGGCUGUUCUUCCAUGGUUGUUCAGUUUGGCUGGGCGGCGAGGUCUAGAAAGAGUCUUGGUGUUUCCAAAACUCUUCCAUUUAAGAAUGAUGGAGGCCACUGUGUUCUUGGGGACUGUAAAUGCUGCAGACAUUUUUUGGUACCCUUCCCCAGAUCUGUUCCUUGACAAUUCUGCCUCGGAGCUCUAUGGACAAUUCCUUCAACCUCAUGGCUUUGUUUUCACUCUGAUAUGCACAGUCAACUGUGGGACCUUAUAUAGACAGGGGUGUGCCUUUUCAAAUCAUGUACAAUUAAUUGAAUUUACCACAGGUGGACUCCAAUCAAGUUGUAGAAACAAGGGGCCUCCCGGGUGGUGCAGUGGUCUAAGGCAGUGCUAGCUGUGCCACCAGAGACCCUGGGUUCGAGCCCAGGCUCUGUCACCCAUGGGGCGGCACACAAUUGGCCCAGCGUCGUCCGGGUUAGGGAUGGUUUGGCUGGCAGGGAUAUCCUUGUCUUAUCGCGCACUAGGAACUCCUGUGGCGGGCCGGGCACGCUGACCAGGUCGCCAGGUGUACAGUGUUUCCUCCGACACAUUGGUGCGGCUGGCUUCCGGGUUGGAUAGGCAUUGUGUCAAGAAACAGUUGUGGCUUGGUUGUGUUGUGUUUCGGAGGACGCAUGGCUUUUGACCUUCGCCUCUCCCGAGUCCGUACGGGAGUUACAGUGAUGAGACAAGACUGUAACUAAUACCAAUUGGAUACCACAACAUUGGGGGGUAAAAAAUUAGAGGAUGAUCAAUGGAAACAGGAUGCACCUGAAUACCGGUCGAACAUACUUGAGUUUUUUUUUUAAUAUAAAUGUGCAAAAAAAUGACAAAAGUUUUCGCUUUGGAGUAUUGUGAAGAAAUGUAUUUAAACUCAAUUCAAAUAACUUCACAGAUCUUCAUUGUAAAUGUUUAAACCAUUGUAAAUGGUUUAAACACGGUUUCCCAUGCUUGUUCAAUGCUCAAUGUUCAAUGCUUGUUCAAUGACCCAUAAACAAUUAACAAUUAAUGAACAUGCACCUGUGUAAUGGUCGUUAAGACACUAACAGCUUAAGCAGUUAAGGUCACAGUUAUGAAAACUUAGGACAGGAAAAAGGACCAGGGUCCCUGCUCAUCUGCGUGAACAUGCCUUAGGCAUGCUGCAAGGAGGCAUGAAGACUGCAGAUGUGGCCAGGACAAUGAAUUGCAAUGUCUGUACUGUAAGACGCCUAAGACAGUGUUAGAGACAGGACAGACAGCUGAUUGUCCCUCCAUCAGUGCUCAGACUGUCUGCAAUAGGCUGAGAGAGGCUGGACUGAGGGCUUGUAGGCCUGUUGUAAGGCAGGUGCUCACCAGACAUCACCGGCAACAACGUCGCCUAUGGGCACAAACCCACCGUCGCUGGACCAGACAGGACUGGCAAAAAGUGAUCUUCACUGACAUGUCACGGUUUUGUCUCACCAGGGGUGAUGGUCGGAUUCACGUUUAUUGUCGAAGCAUUACACCGAGGCCUGUACUCUGGAGCGGGAUCGAUUUGGAGGUGGAGGGUCCGUCAUGGUCUGGGGCGGUGUGUCACAGCCUCAUCGGACUGCGCUUGUUGUCAUUGCAGGCAAUCUCAACGCUGUGCGUUACAGGUGUGGUACCCUUCCUGCAGGCUCAUCCUGACAUGACCCUCCAGCAUGACAAUUCCACCAGCCAUACUGCUCGUUCUGUGCGUGAUUGUCAGUGUUAUGCCAUGGCCAGCGAGGAGCCCGGAUCUCAAUCCCAUUGAGCACGUCUGGGACCUGUUGAAUCGGAGGGUGAGGGCUAGGGCCAUUCCCCCCAGAAAUGUCCGGGAACUUGCAGGUGCCUUGGUGGAAGAGUGGGGUAACAUCUCACAGCAAGAUCUGGCAAAUCUGGUGCAGUCCUUGAGGAGGAGAUGCACUGCAGUACUUAAUGCAGCUGGUGACCACACCAGAUGCUGACUGUUACUUUUUAUUUUGCCCCCCUUUGUUCAGGGACACAUUAUUCAAUUAGUCACAUGUCUGUGGAACUAUUUCAGUUUGUGUCUCAGUUGUUGAAUCUUAUGUUCAUACAAAUAUUUACACAUGUUAAGUUUGCUGAAAAUAAACACAGUUGACAGUGAGAGGAUGUUUCUUUUUUUGCUGAGUUUAUUUAAUACAUUUUUGAAUGAGGCUGUAAUGUAACAAAAUGUGAAAAAAGUCAAGGGGUCUGAAUACUUUCAGAAGGCACUGUACAGUCGUGGCUAAAAGUUUGAGAAUGACACAAAUAUUAAUUUUCACAGUCUUCUGCCUCAGUGUCUCGAUAUUUUUGUCAGAUGUUACUAUGGAAUAUUGAAGUAUAAUUGCAAGUGUCAAAGGCUUUUAUUGACAAUUACAUGAAGUUGAUGCAAAGCGUCUAUUUGUAGUGUUGACCCUUCUUUUUCAAGACCUCUGCAAUCCGCCCUGGCAUGCUGUCAAUUAACUUCUGGGCCACAUCCUGACUGAUGGCAGCCCAUUCUUGCAUAAUCAAUGCUUGGAGUUUGUCAGAAUUGGUGGCUUUUUGUUUGUCCACCCACCUCUUGAGGAUUGACCACAAGUUCUCAAUGGGAUUAAGGCCUGGGGAGUUUCCUGGCCAUGGACCCAAAAUAUCUAUGUUUUGUUCCCCGAGCCCCUUAGUUAUCACUUUUGCCUUAUGGCAAGGUGCUCCAUCAUGCUGGAAAAGGCAUUGUUUGUCACCCAACUGUUCCUGAAUGGUUGGGAGUAGUUGCUCUUGGAGGAUGUGUUGGUAUCAUUCUUUAUUCAUGGCUGUGUUCUUAGGCAAAAUUGUGAGUGAGCCCACUCCCUUGGCUGAGAAGCAACCCCACACAUGAAUAGUCUCAGGAUGCUUUACUGUUGUCAUGACACAGGACUGAUGGUAGCGCUCACCUUGUCUUCUCCGGAUAAGCUUUUUUCCGGAUGCCCCAAACAAUCGGAAAGGGGAUUCAUCAGAGAAAAUGACUUUACCCCAGUCCUCAGCAGUCCAAUCCCUGUACCUUUUGCAGAAUAUCAGUCUGUCCCUGAUGUUUUUCCUGGAGAGAAGUGGCUUCUUUGCUGCCCUUCUUGACACCAGGCCAUCCUCCAAAAAGUCUUCGCCUCACUGUGCGUGCAGAUGCACUCACACCUGCCUGCUGCCAUUCCUGAGCAAACUGUACAGGUGGUGCCCCGAUCCCACAGCUGAAUCAACUUUAGGAGACGGUCCUGUCGCUUGCUGGACUUUCUUGGGCACCCUGAAGCCUUCUUCACAACAAUUGAACCACUCUCCUUGAAGUUCUUGAUGAUCCGAUAAAUGGUUGAAUUGGUGCAAUCUUACUGGCAGCAAUAUCCUUGCCUGUGAAGCCCUUUUUGUGUAAAGCAAUGAUGAUGGCACGUGUUUCCUUGCAGGUAACCGUGGUUGACAGAGGAAGAACAAUGAUUCCAAGCACCACCCUCCUUUUGAAGCUUCCAGUCUGUUAUUCAAACUCAAUCAGUAUGACAGAGGGAUCUCCAGCCUUGUCCUCGUCAACACUCACACCUGUGUUAACGAGAGAAUCACCGACAUGAUGUCAGCUGGUCCUUUUGUGGCAGGGCUGAAAUGCAGUGGACAUUUUUUUUGAGGAUUCAGUUAAUUUGCAUGGCAAAGAGGGACUUUGCAAUUAAUUGCAAUUCGUCUGAUCACUCUUCAUAACAUUCUGGAGUAUAUGCAAAUUGCCAUCAUACACCUGAGGCAGCAGACUUUGAAAAUUAAUAUUUGUGUCAUUCUCAAAACUUUUGGCCACGACUGUGUGUGUGUGUCUAUAUAUAUAUAAUAUAUAUAUAUAUAUAUAUGUGUGUGUGUGUGUGUGUGUGUGUGUGUGUGUGUGUGUGUGUGUGUGUGUGUGUGUGUGUGUGUGUGUGUGUGUGUGUGUGUGUGUGUGUGUGUGUGUGUACAUAGUUCAUGUUGAUAGAUGAUAAGGAAAGAUGCAUCAAUUCAAGAAUAGCUGAUCAUUAUUUUUCCAUGAACCGCCUGCAGUUUUAGUUGUUUUGAGAACAUGCAAUGCUAGCAUUUUAUUAUUCAAUUGAAAUAAUACAUUUAUGUUUGCACUUGGAAUUCAAGAGAUGGAAUUAAGGCAUGUUGUUGUGCAGGGGUGUGUUGAGCCCUAUAUGCUACCUUAAUUGCUCUUGGGAACAACUAAUGAGAACAUUAGAAUAAACUUGAGAUGACCCAAGCAUAGAAAUAGAAUGAUUCAUUUUAAUUAUUUGGAACCAACAAUUAGCUUGUAUUACUAAGAAUGUUAUGCCUAGUUGCUUUACUGCUAUUCAGCUCUAGAAUUUCAACACAACAUCCAGAAUUUGAAUCACUCAAAAAAGAACUGGGCCAAUGGGAUAUAUUAAAGUGCUGUUAACAUGUAGGGCUAGUUGGUGAGUGUGACAUGAGAUGUCUUGAUCUUUUGGUGCAGAACGUGAUGUAUCCCUUGAAAGAGGUGUCAUGGAGAAGGUACAUUUGGUAUCUCAUAAACACAAAACUACAUCUCACUGUGGUGUUGGAAGUAUAUUUCCAAUUGGUUGUUCAUCCAAUGCAGUUGAAUGUAAACUUAUAGGCAAACUGUGUAGUUGAUACACAGAUCAGUUUUUGUGACAUUAAAUUCCUCUCCAGACAUUAUAAAACGUAACUCCUGGUUUGUUUGUCGGAAUUUCAACCUAAAAGUGGGUUGCGGUGUUGAUAGGCCCCGGCAUCAGAAGGCAGAGGUCUCACGAAUUGAGUUUACACUUUUGUUGCCAACCAAGAUUUUGGAGUAUUCCAGAUCACCUUGUUGUUCUAGAAUGACAUGGUAACUUUGGAUGCUGCCAUUAUCAGCUUGUGGUCUUAAAACAUUCAGUCUUACUGAGUCUUGGCCUGACUUCUGGACAAGGUUUCUUAUUAUGGCAAAAAACAGUUAUAUUUGUACCGGCCAAAAAAACAAACAAUUGCAGGUAACAUUUUUUUUUAAAGCUCCAUGGCUUUUCUUUUGAGUGAACAAAAUUUCAAACUCAGCACUUUCAGAAAAAGAGGGACUGUUAGAAUAGAGCAUGUACUAGCUAAACUCAAACAAAUAGUGAUAUUUUCAGUCCAAGGAAGAAUAAAAAGGAAAUGUUAAACUUGCCUAACUCAGACAACACUGAUUUGACAAACUUGAAGUUUUUUUUUUUUUGAGACUGCUGUACUAAUUACAUAUAUUGUAAGCCAGUUGUAUUAUAAUAGUAUAUAUUGUAGUAUACUUAGAUCUGUACAUAAACUCAAGUUAUUCAGUAAAAUGUUUAGUUAACUUUUUUUCUUGUUUGCUAAUAAAAUAUUGAAGAUA